Messenger RNA from Acaulospora colombiana, 408 nucleotides. Lineage: Eukaryota; Fungi; Glomeromycota; Glomeromycetes; Diversisporales; Acaulosporaceae. The record is from the annotation of a GenBank genome assembly.
AUGUCUUCUGGAGGAAAAUCCGGUGGUAAAUCUGCUGCUGCUGCUACUUCAAAAGCUAGCUCAUCCCGUUCAGCUAAGGCAGGUCUUCAAUUUCCUGUUGGCCGUAUUCAUCGUCUACUCCGUAAGGGAAACUAUGCUCAGAGAGUGGGUGCCGGUGCGCCUGUAUACCUUGCUGCCGUUCUUGAAUACCUUGCUGCGGAAAUCCUUGAACUCGCGGGUAACGCUGCUCGAGACAACAAGAAGUCAAGAAUCAUUCCUCGCCAUCUCCAAUUAGCUAUUCGUAACGACGAAGAGUUGAACAAAUUACUUGGACACGUUACAAUCGCCCAAGGAGGUGUCCUGCCAAAUAUUCAUCAGAAUCUCUUGCCAAAGAAGUCAAAGAAGGGAGCCGCAGCGGCUGAAGUCUAA